Cercocebus atys (sooty mangabey) is the source of this 337-nucleotide messenger RNA. RefSeq names its product MIR1-1 host gene (gene MIR1-1HG). The record is from RefSeq and is a predicted model, not a curated record. NCBI's taxonomy places the organism in Eukaryota, Metazoa, Chordata, Mammalia, Primates, Cercopithecidae.
AGGGGGGCCCCCAUGCCCGCUCUGGCCUCUCAGGUCAGCCCUGAAAUGUCCAUUACUCACAAAGAAAAGGAAAAUGCUCAUUUGAAAGACAUUCUUCUCUUUGACAAUGCUGAGACAUUCUCCCAGCCCCAGCCCCACAGUGCCCCAGUGUGUGAAGGACAACAGCUGUUGGGGAAGUUCAGUGCAUCUGUCCUAACCAGGGCUGGAGGUGGUGCCAGUCUGUGCAGCUGGGAACACCUCCUCCGCUGUGGCUGAAGGGGCUCCACCUGGCACCUGUGCCACCAGUGGCCCCUGAACGGGCAUCCAGGCCCACCCUUAAUAAAGAUGCAUUGUUCAU